AUGGCCAUGGGAUUGCAUUUUCUGAAAACCCAAUUCAUUCUAGCAAUUCUGCUUUCAUUUGUCUCAAUAUCAAUUUCAAGUUCUAUCCCAAUAGCGAUGCCAAACUGUAUGGAUCGUUGUGGAAAUGUAAAUAUUCCCUUCCCUUUUGGCACUACAGAAGGAUGUUACCAUAACAGUACAUUCUUAGUCACUUGUAAUGAAACCUACAAUCCUCCCAAAGCAUUUGUACAAAACUCAAACAUCGAAAUCACUAACAUAUCCCUGGAGGGCCAAUUGCACCUCCUAAACUACAUAGCGAAAGAUUGUUAUCAGAAUGGCACCAGAAUCCUAUAUGUCACUUCCCGGAUAGAAUUAAUAUGGGGCCUCACUAUCAACAAUACUGCGAAUAAAUUGACCGUGGUUGGUUGCGAUACAAAUGCUUUUGUGCAUGGUACGCGGUUUAACAAUAAAUUUUAUCGGACAGGGUGUAAUUCGUAUUGCGGAUCCAAGGGGGAUUUGGCAGACGGUAUGUGUUCUGGUCUAGGCUGCUGCCAAACUUCUAUCCCAAGAGAGGUGCAGAUAGCAAACCUGACAUUGCAGAGCUAUGAUCAAUUCAAAAAUGUGGGGGAUUUCAACAAUUGCAGCUAUAGUUUCCUUGCUGAGGAAAGUGCAUUCAAUUUUACUCUAAGUAGUCUUUCCAGCCUGAGGAAUGUAACAAGUCUUCCUAUGGUGGUUGACUGGGCGGUUGGAGAUGGAACUUGUGUGGAGGCUCGAAAUAACAUGUCUAGUUAUGCAUGUCAAAGUUCAAAUUCCAAGUGUAAUGAACCCAAUAAUGGUUAUGGGUAUCGUUGUUAUUGCGAGGAGGGUUAUCAAGGAAACCCAUACCUCGUUGAUGGCUGUCAAGAUAUUGAUGAAUGUCUAGACCCGAACAAUAAAUGUGAAAAGGGAUGUGAGAACUCAUCGGGAAAUUAUAGCUGUAUUUGCCCGAAAGGUUACCACGGCGACGGGUUGAAAGAUGGACGAGGUUGCAUUCGUGGUGAAUCACUUGUCUUCAAACUUGUUGCAGGGAUUGCUCUAGGCUUCAUUGUUCUUCUGCUUGGUGCCUGUCUAAGACUAUCAAGAAAACACUAUUCGGUACAAACUCAACCUAAAGCAGAAGAGAUGGAAUCCCUUCUCUUCUGGCCAACAAAUGCCUUAGCAAAUGGUGAAGGUAAUACCAUAGGUACUGGUUAUGAUAGCACGAGGGAUCAUAUACUGUUACCAAUGGGUGGCGGUAGAUGA
Messenger RNA from Fraxinus pennsylvanica, 1260 nucleotides. NCBI's taxonomy places the organism in Eukaryota, Viridiplantae, Streptophyta, Magnoliopsida, Lamiales, Oleaceae. The record is from the annotation of a GenBank genome assembly.